Molecule: messenger RNA, 1875 nt
Organism: Rotaria sp. Silwood2
Lineage: Eukaryota; Metazoa; Rotifera; Eurotatoria; Philodinida; Philodinidae
Source: the annotation of a GenBank genome assembly
AUGUCGCUUCGUGUUGUCUUUAUGGUCACGUACUUCAUCAUGAUCACUGUAAGUCAACAGUUGGUUGUAGGAGAGCGCCGUUGCCGUUGUCUUAUUAGCAACUCAUCAUGUUGGCCAAAUUCUUCUACGUGGCAAUUAUUCAAUAACACUAUUGAUGGACGUCUUCUUUCAGCUGAGCCAUCCGCUGCUGUAUGCAAUGGUAAAACGUAUAAUGCUCAGGCAUGUGCUUUAGCGGCUGCACAAUGGUAUAAUUCAACAUGGCGUGCUGAUCAAGUUGGUGCAAUGCAAAAUCAUAACUGGGAAAACAGUUCAUGUUCAAUAUCGGUAAACAGCACAACAUGCAAUCAAGGCUCUGUCCCCGUAUUCGCUGUUAUGGCAACACUACUCAAACAUGUUCAAGAAACUGUUCGAUUCGCUGCUACGAAUAAUCUUCGCUUAGUUAUCAAAAGUACUGGACAUGAUUACUUAGGUCGAUCAACGGCAGCUGGAUCUCUGCUUUUAUGGCUUCAUCAAAUGAAAAACAUGACACUAAUUGAACAAUAUUCAUCUUGUAGCCAUGCAACUGUAUCAAAUGCUGCUCGAAUAGGUGCAGGCGUUCAAUGGAGUGAAGCUUAUCAAUGGCUAAAUAAAUUCAAUUUAACAGCAAUUGGUGGAGCAUCAGGCACUGUAAGUGUGGCUGGCGGCUUUCUUCAAGGUGGUGGUCAUAGUCCACUAUCGCGUUGGCAGGGCUUGGCGACCGAUCAAGUCCUCGAAUACGAUGUUGUGAUUGCGAGUGGAGAACACUUAACCGUAAGCCCAUGUCAAAAUGGCGAUCUAUUUUGGGCAUUAACAGGUGGAGGUGGAGGUACUUAUGCAAUUGUACUUUCUGCAGUUAUAAGAACUUUUCCUUCUCCAACUAUUGUUGCUGCUACAUAUGAUUUAACUGCACCAAAUGAAGCUCGCUAUAGAAGAUUGAUCGAAGAGGUCACUCGGUUUUUACCAACAGUUACUGAUGAGGGAUGGUCUGGCUAUUUCGACAUGUCAGAUAUGAGAAUCAACGGCAUAUUUCAUGUACCCAACGGAGAUUUGACAGCAGUUACUUACGCGUUAGAUCAAUUUGCAGCUAAAAAUACCGAUUUAGACUUCGGAAAGACACGGGUAUUUAGUUUGCCAUCAUUUUAUGAUUACUUUGCAGGUGUAUUAGAAAGCGCCAAUCCUACUGGAUUCAAUGCCCUACUCAGUUCUCGUCUCAUUGCUGAAAAUACUAUUCGUUAUUUACCGGAAAAAGUUGCAGAAGUUUUUGUUCGAGCACGUGGCCAAUCGUUAAAUCGAUCAGUUUUGCGCGGGCAUAUUGUUGCCGGUGGACAAGUAUCAAACAUGAUCAAUAAGAAUAACAGUGUCAAUCCAGGGUGGCGUACUGCUCUCCUGCAUAUGGUCUAUGCUGAGGGUUGGUUAGAUACAACACCCAUAAAUAUUCAAGAGUGCUUAGCUACACAAGUUACACGUCGAGCAGAAAUGUUAGACGAAUUAUCCAUAGGUUCACAAUCAAGUUGCUACACAAACGAAGCCAAUCCCAAUGAAGUAAACUGGCAGGAGAAUUUUUUCGGUUCACAAACUAUUUAUAAUCGACUGAAAGCCAUCAAAGAUAAGGUGGAUCCACUGGGGUUACUCGUAUGUAAACAUUGUGUCGGUAGUGACGAUUGGACCUCAGAUCUCAAUUGCCCGGCAACUAAAGAUCCUGGCGCAACAUCAAAACCUCCUACAGCAUCAACUGAAGAUCCUGGCGCAACAUCGAAUCCUUCGACAACAUCAAAACCUUCUACAGCAUCAACUUCAAUCAAAAUUAGUUUAGCAUUGCCCUUCAUGCUGAUGCAACUUUUCCUACUUCUACAUUAA